CUCUCAAUUCUAGCAGGCGGAUUAGAGUAGUUGUAGUUGAACAUUGGAAGAUGAGACUUGUGAUAGGUGGUUACAGCACAGUGCUGCCCAACAAGUACAGAUGGAAACGGAGCACACCCCCACGUAACUGCAAGGGCUUUUCUCUAUGUCUGUGAGUAGCGUUGGUCAACUGCAUUAGUGAACAGCUGGCAACACGCGUACGUCAUGUCCAACAAGAACCGCACACAGUCCAACGGUGUUUGCCUCAACAACAUUUACUGUACGGUGGGCCGGAUUGAAGUAUGCGAUUUUGCAGUUGUCAGUGAUAGACUGUUGAUUUUGUCCAUGGCCUCUUGUUGAUUGCUCCAUGUCCAUAACGCUGAUUCCUUGGUUAGUGCGUUAAGUGGUUCGGAGAUGUGGCCAGCUUAAAACGGUAUGAAUCCAGCCCAAGUGCGUGGCCAGUCCAAAAACUCCGAAGCUCUUCUUUGUUGGUCGAGUACAACUUCAGAUAGUGCUUUCAUUUUCGGCUAGGAAAUUGGUGCAACACCCCUCAGUAGAGAAGAUGUGACUAAAGAAUUCAACACUAACUGUGUUGAAUUGGCAUUUCGCUUCGUUGAGCGUGGGAUUUUUCUCUGAACGCUGUUGACGUACCAGGUUGUCUCGAUGUUCAUCAGUAAGAAUGUGAUGUUUUAAGCACACCAGGCAAACCAGCCAAUGCAGACUGGAUGAGAUUCUGGACCUGUUCAGCACCACUGUUGAUCCUGAGGUUGAGUCGUUGAAAGAUAACCCAACACGUGUGGAGAAUGUGGUAAUGUGGUAACUUCACAAUGGCAGGAGAUGACUCGGAGGACUCUUCAUCAGUGACAGCAGCUGCAACACGGGAGGAUGUUCUGAAUGUGAUAGCUGUAGCCAGUGCAUUAGGAGCAAUUACACUUGACAUCAGCAGGAAAGGCCUAACACACAUACCAAAUGAAAUCUACCUUCUACAACAUGUGGAGUAUGUCUACCUGGAGGGCAAUGCCAUUAGCCAUGUACCAAGUGAGUUGUUUGACAAACUUUGUAAUAUGAAGUGGUUGGAUUUAAGGAACAACCAAGUACAGGAAUUACCAGCUUCAGUUGGAGAGCACAGAUGUUUGAAGACACUCCUACUUGAAGGAAAUCAGCUAAAAGAACUCCCAUGUGAACUAGGUUUUGUGAAGACGCUUACUGGAUUGAACCUUCAGAGAAAUCCCCUUGAAUUUCCUCCACCCAAAGUUCUAGAGAGAGGAGUGAAGGAGAUACAGCAUUAUCUGAGAGAUGCCCAUGGUAUCAGAGACCCGCGCCUCAUAGCUGCUGAUAUACAGCUUGAGGAUCUACAUCUGAGUGAUUCAGUAAGGAACUCAUCUGAGGGUGAUGAUGAUUACCAUGGCAACCUAAGUAGUGAAGAUGCAGUUAGCAGGCAGAGUAGAAAGUUGAAAUCAGCCAGUCAUCAGUCCAUACAAUCAGUGGAGAGCAACGAGGAUUUAGAAUUCCCGAGACCAACAUCAGUGUCACUGCAUCGUCAUAUGACAUAUGAGGAAUACAGGCAACUUCAGUAUGAAAAGUUUAAAAGAGCUGGGGCACUGGGUGUGCUUGGGAGAGAAAAUGAGAAAGAUGCAUCAUUGAUGUUGUCUGACGUACAUGUAGGCAUCACAGGCAGACAGGUAGCUGGUAGGAAGAUAUACCGACGUAAGAAGAAGAAGAAGGGGCAGAGGAUGAAGACUCCGCCAUGGAUUGAUCCGUUAGAGUCUCGUAUGGCUGAAGAGAAACAACUAGCUAAACUUCGAGAACUUCAACAAAAACAAGCACUUAUUGAGCAACGUAGAAAGGAUCAGCAGUUACUGGAAGAUUGGCGUAGUGAAACCAGAGAAAUGCAGCGGAAACACUACAUACGAGCCAUUAAAAAUGCUCAGCAAGGCAUGCCAUGGAAGUACAAGGAUUUCACUGACCCACUGAAGACGCCGUAUGACACAGAUCCUAACUACAUGAAGAUCUUAUCUAAAGAAGAAAGGAUCAAGCAAGAAGUCAAGAAUAAACAUGAGGCAAUAAAGCAGAGAACUGACCCUGAAGCUGCACAGAAAUUGGAAAAGGCCAGGGCAGAGAGAGAUCGGCAAUUGAUGGAUAGAAUCAAACAACACAAUCUUAAGGUACAGGAGAGGAAACAGCGCCCUCGUGGCAAUCCCCGUGAGGAAAUGGAAGCUGCCCAGAGAGAUCUUAAGAUGGCCAGUGAUCUUCAACGUGAGGUGAACCAUAGACGUUUGGAAUUGGAAUAUAGAUUUCGUGCCUUCACUGGAGAUGCCUCACCCAUUCCUUGAUCACAUUCCUUGAUCUUCACUGCUAGUUUGUGUUUGUGCUUUUUUAACGGUUUUGAAAAUUGUAAUAAUAUUAUAAUAAUGUAUUUAUUGUAGAGUUUGUUCCAUUUUUGGUAUGGAGUGGAGGUACUUUGUGGAGGUUGGGAUUAACUGCAUUGAUGACCAGAUGAACAAAUGUAUGUGUAUAACUAAAUGCCAUUUCAGGUCAGUUUUGAACAUUUUCAAAACUUCAAAGUUGGUUCAAAUUUGACCAUGCAGAAUUUGCUUUUAUUGCUGUUGACAAAUCUGUUGAUACCAUGUUCAUGCUUGAGUGAUAAAAUUUCUAUAUGUAACAUGUUUGCAGUUUCUUACAGGUAUGAGUGUUCUUUGAAAUAGAUUGUUGAUGUAUAAAUAAUGCAUUUGAAGUGUGCCAAUUUACCAACGGAAACCAGCUUUGGUUUUAUUUAAAGAUAGGAUAUGUGCGCCAUAUGUUCCAUUUACAUAUACACUGUAUGUAUGUUAUGCUGAUGGAAUGUUGCUCCCAGAAAGCAACAAGCAUAUACACUGUAUGUACAUGUACAGUACUUGUGUCUGUAAAACCAAGGUGAAACAAAGAGAAGCCUGGAGAAAGUUGAGGUGAACAUGUAUUACUUAUCUUAAUCAAUUCAAACUUCCAUUGUUGGUUCUAUUUGUCCAUUGGUUAACUGUUUAAAAUAAAACCAGACCAUAUAUCAUGGAAUUCUAGUUGCAUACCGAUCCCUGCUUUCCCUUUGCUAUUUUAUGUGUACAAAAUGCAAACUCGCCAUUAACAUUAACAGUGUCCGUUAUAUCAAAUUUGCAAGUGUUUAUUCAUCAGUUCAGUGUGUAUAAAAUAACUGAAGUGAGUAAUACAAAACAGUUUAUUUGAACUCUCAUUAUGCAAAACUGCUUUUACAGAAUCAAUUCAAGCAGACUGACUGCAUCUGAUAUUUAUGCUAGUACAUCUUUAAACUGUUGAAGUGAAAUCUGUUAUAUUCAGUAUUAAAACUCAACAUCAGGAAAUCUUCAAAGAUACACAAAACACUCUUCAGGAUUUAUUUGCAAAACCAGGUAAGUAUGUAUGAAUUUUUGUGUUUACAGUCGUUAAGGAAUAUUCAUAACCGAGUGAAAGGUUUGGAAAUAGUUUCUCAGAGCUACCAUUUGUUUUAGAGCAGGUGGUGUGCAUGUACGAACCUGUACCAGUACCUAAUUCGUAUUUUGCCAAGUGAUGGUGUGUUAUCUGAUCCUCAUAAUAUUAGGAAAUGUACAAGAUGGGUCAAUGUUUUCAGUGUGACAGUGACACCUUCUGGACCUAGUGUGUUGGUGUGCAGGAUUGUGUGUGACUGUGAGUAACUCAUGCAUUGCAUUUGUUGAUGGUUGACAAAUCAAAAUUGAUAGAAAUACAUUGCAAGAGAGGGUUUGAUUGGCUGCCAUCUUGCAGGCCAGUGCUUUUGUUCCACAGGAUAUGCACAAAGGAGGUUUCCCUGUGGAACAAAACUGCUCUGCAAAAUAGCUACUAUGCAAAGCCUCUAUUGUUGUAAAUACAUAGUACGUGUAUGUACAUUUUGCUUUGAAUGUUCAAGUGAAAAGCAGGUCUGAAAGGCACGUGUGCAUGCUCUUGGUAUUUAAACUAGAUACACAAUGGUGGUACAUGUACAUGUAUAUUUCUGCCCCAAAACCCAGCCCAUCUCUGGAUCUGUGUUAGGAGCAUUUUGUUUAACAAGUUCAAGUUUCACGCCACACUGCAUUGCCAUUUGCAGAAUAUCGGCCACUUAAGCUUCUCAUUCAGAAAUGAACUCGGAUUUCCUAAACAUAAUUAUCAUCAUUCAGUCUGACAAUUAUCUAAGGGUUGCUGUUAACAUGAUUAAUUUAAACCCCCAAAGAGCCUCGUUUUAUCGGCCCAUUUCACAGCCAAUAGGCUGUGCCAUGCUCGAUUGUUUUGAAACUUGGCAUGCUUCUAAAAUCACUCUUUAUCCUUACAAAUGUGAACUUUGCACUCAAUCGGACCUUUGGCUUUGUCGUUACGGUCACCUGACGUUCAAGACCACGUGUGGCAGCCCGUGUGCACUGGGGACGGCGCUGGGAAAACGUACACAUUUUGACCGACCUGUAUUGGGAAAAUGGGUGCUGCACAAGGACGAUAUGUUCGAUAUUCAAAAAAAUUGGUGUCAAAAUGACCGUACUCAGAAACAUCUCGAGUACUCUAAUCACAAAACCAUCCAGUAUGAACCACUGUGAACUGAAAUUUGUACAGAUUCCUCCAACGUAAGUACCGCAUUGAGUGACUGCUUGUUUUGUGAUGCUUGCCAUAAAUCAUGGAAGUAUCCUUUGUCCAGGAAUUAAAAAAAAAAAUCCAACGUAUGGAAGCUGACUCAAUGGAUUCCAAUUCCACAGGAAUUCUAUUGCAUUCCAUUUCUUGUGCACUUUUGAUAGAAAAGGUUCUGUUUAUCAAAGCCAGCAAGUGGCCUUGGUAGUUACGCAAGAAUCCAACACUGCUGUGCUCUAAUUGUGGGGUAUUAUUAUUACCUAUUGUGAAGAUUUUGGAGUAAAGGUCUUCCAUGCAAAAUGAAUAAAAAAUGAAUUGGAACCGCCAAGA
Messenger RNA from Acanthaster planci (crown-of-thorns starfish), 4902 nucleotides. Its product is annotated as leucine-rich repeat-containing protein 27-like. Gene Ontology annotation, cellular component: cytoplasm. Gene Ontology annotation, molecular function: protein binding. The record is from RefSeq and is a predicted model, not a curated record. NCBI's taxonomy places the organism in Eukaryota, Metazoa, Echinodermata, Asteroidea, Valvatida, Acanthasteridae.